This is a messenger RNA of Megachile rotundata (alfalfa leafcutting bee), 1383 nucleotides long. RefSeq names its product L-allo-threonine aldolase. Gene Ontology annotation, cellular component: cytosol. Gene Ontology annotation, molecular function: L-allo-threonine aldolase activity. The record is from RefSeq and is a predicted model, not a curated record. Lineage: Eukaryota; Metazoa; Arthropoda; Insecta; Hymenoptera; Megachilidae. Gene Ontology annotation, biological process: L-threonine catabolic process; glycine biosynthetic process.
ACUUGGUUCUUCAUUGGAUGUCAUAGUUAAUAGAUGUAUAGAGAUAUAUCACACAAUUGAAUUGUACUACAAUCAAGACACUGAUAAGUGCUGAAAUUGUAACGGAUCAGAGUAGUUUAGUAAUCAACAAGUAAGAGUGAUAGAUAAUUUAAUAAGCAAAAUAAUUUUGUAAAAUAUGUAUUACGAGGAAAAUUCAAAGUCAAAUUGCAAUGACCAUGAUGCAAUGGUUGUUGAUUUUCGAAGUGAUACUUUAACAAAACCAACGAAGAAAAUGAGAGAAGCAAUGUUUAAUGCUGAAGUAGGAGAUGACGUUUUUGAUGAAGAUCCAACAGUAAAAAUAUUACAAGAGAAAGCUGCUAAAAUGGUUGGGAUGGAAGCUGCAUUAUUUGUAUCAUCUGGUACUAUGGGAAAUUUAAUUGCUAUAAUGAAUCACUGUAAUGUGCGGGGCUGUCAGGCAUUCUGUGGUGAAUCUGCUCAUUGUUUAUUACAUGAGCAGUGUGGUGCAUCCCAACUCGCAGGAGUAGGUCUACGGCCAUUACGAAAUAACGAUGAUGGCACGUUCAAUAUUCAUGAACUUGAGUCAAAACUUCAUAAAGAUAGAGAUCAUGAACCUAUUUCCAAACUGGUUCUUGUGGAGAAUACAUUAAAUGGAAAAAUUAUUCCACAAAAUUGGAUCAAGCAGCUAGUAUCAUUUUGCAAAGAACACAGUUUAAAAUUACAUAUGGAUGGAGCUAGAUUAUGGAACGCAUCCAUUGGAUCUAACAGACCAGCCAAAGAGAUUGUUUCUGGUUUUGAUUCUGUUAGCUUUUGUCUCAGCAAAGCUUUAGGUGCUCCUGCUGGUUCCCUUCUUUGUGGAAGUAAAGAAUUCAUCAUCAAUGCGAGAAGAGUGAGAAAAGUACUUGGUGGUGGUAUGAGACAAGUUGGUAUUCUAGCUGCAGCUGGACUUAUAGCUUUAGAAAAUAUUCCAGCUUUAAAAGAAGAUCAUAGAAGAGCCUCUAUUCUUGCUUCUUCAAUAAAUGAAAUGCAAUCAAAAGUAUUCUCUGUCGAUUUAAAUACUGUACAAACAAACAUGGUUUUUGUAAAAGUUGAUUCCAAUAUUGUUCCCGCAACGACAUUUGCUAAAUGUUUGCGAGAACACGAUGAUGACAAGAUUGUCGUGAAGUGUCUAGCUGUAAACAAUUGGAUAGCUAGAUUUGUAUUUUCUUUUGAAAUUACAGACGAUGAAUUAACAUUGGCUAUUAAGAAAAUUAAACGCGUUAUUUCACAAUUAGAUCCUAACCUAUAAUUGUUAUUGUUACGUGUAUCCGUAGUAAUAUGUUACUAUUGACUACAGAAUAACUGUAAUCAUUGGUAUUAGUAAAAAUGAUCUGUUAUUUAAACUGA